AUGUCAACAAAAUCGUGGACUGUGGUUAAAUUUGAAGAUGAGAACACAGUUGAAGCUGUUCCAACCACUUGGAUUUUAGGCAGCUCUUGUUAUUGGCCCCCUUAUUCAAGAGAUAAGCUGGUAGCUGCCAUCAAAAAUUUCGAGGCCCCGAAUACCCAUUGGCCUCUGCAUAAGAUGGAGGUUUUUCGCAAUGCAACUUUUGAUUCCUAUUUGGAGGCAAGAAAAGAGUCCAAUGUAGCAGAGUAUGCCAGUGAUUUGAAUAUUGACGAGGAAGCCUCUACUCGGAAGAAUCGGCAUAAACGAGCCAAAACGUUGUCAUCAUCUUCAUAUAGGAAGGAGUUGAAAAAAAUUAAAGAUUCGCAAAGAAGUGGGGCAUCAGCAGAUGACAUUUACCAACCAACAUUAUGGUACUUUGAGUUAUUACAGUUUACAAUUGAUCAAAAAACAGCUACAGACAGUAUUUCGAAUAUGGAGAGUUCAACCAGCGGAGUUGGUGAUUCUUGUGAAGAAUGGCAAGACCAGCAAAGCAAUAAUGCAGCUCAGAUUGAAGUAGAAAACUCAAGUCUUGAAGAGGAAGGGGAAAGUUCCCAAAAUGAAGUGGACGUCACUGAGUGGCCAAAUCCUCUACGUUCCAAUCUCACGAGCUUGCCCGCAUACUUUCCUGUCACUCCAAUCCCGAGGGAAACUGUCUUGGUGUAUGGGCACCUAAUGCGCAGGACUCUCGACUCGCACGUUUUACGCGCAAGCGCCGCGCGAGUCGAGAUACACGGGCACAACGUACUGCGUCCCGUACUUCACGCGUGUCCGUUGCGAGUGGACGUAUUUAAAAAAAUGGAACGUGAUAAGUUCGACACGGAACUUUUAAUGGAUGAAGUUGAAAAAAGAGUACCCAUAUGGGAUAUGGAAUCAUCAGACUAUUCCAAUAAAGGCAUAAAACGUAGGAAAUUGAAAGAAUUUGUCGAGAUGUUUUGUGAAGCUGGCGAUUCCGAAGAAAAGAAAAAAGCUUUGGGUAAGACUCUCGACUCGCACGUUUUACGCGCAAGCGCCGCGCGAGUCGAGAUACACGGGCACAACGUACUGCGUCCCGUACUUCACGCGUGUCCGUUGCGAGUGGACGUAUUUAAAAAAAUGGAACGUGAUAAGUUCGACACGGAACUUUUAAUCGAUGAAGUUGAAAAAAGAGUACCCAUAUGGGAUAUGGAAUCAUCAGACUAUUCCAAUAAAGGCAUAAAACGUAGGAAAUUGAAAGAAUUUGUCGAGAUGUUUUGUGAAGCUGGCGAUUCCGAAGAAAAGAAAAAAGCUUUGGGUAUUUUAUUGCAAAAGAAGUGGAAAGAGUUGAGUGAUGGAUUUGUAAGAGAAAUUAAGAGGAAGAAAACCACUCCGUCAGGAUCAGGAGCCUCCGGCAAAACCAAAUAUAUUUAUUUUGAACGUCUGAAGUUCCUCGAACGAUCGAUACACAAAAAAACAACUGACAGCAAUAUCAAUACCACGUCUGCUACAGCGGAAGAACAGGACUUUUCUGGCGAUGGAGAAGAUAUUGGCACGAAGUCCACCGAUGUCAGCAAUUCGUUUAAUAUACUAACUUCUGAUCAAGAUCGUUUGAUUAUUCCGUUUGAUUCAGUUCAAGAUUCAAUUGAGACAAAUCCUUUCUGUGGUGUUGCUGUUGUUCAUUGCGAAGAAAUUCAAGAGUAUAUUUUUGAGUUGCCUGAGAUUCAACAAACAUCAAUAUUGGAUGCAGUAACAUCCGAUAUACAAGUUAUCGAAAACACAGAAUAUUCUGUAAUCAAUGAGAGCAGGUUGUUACAGAAUGUUCUUGAGAAAGAAAAUAUUGAAGUAUUAGCCACUGAUGAAAGAGCAGAUACAAACUCAUUGACUUCGGAUAAGUAUCAGGUGCAAGACGAAGACUUAUCACUUCCUGAUCAAAGUAUCGUGCCCAUUGAUGACAGAAAUACUAGGACGUAUAGUACUGCUACUGCUAGUAGCGAGUGUAGCGACACUAGCGACGUAGUGUCAAAAGCCUAUCAACUUUCUGAUGUAACAAUAUCUGAAAAUUUUAGUAUGAAAAAUAUUCAACAGCCAACCCUUCAGUCAUUCACAGUCACAAAGAGACGAUGCAAAAAAAUUGACUAUGCCUUGACAUAUUUCAUAGCGGUAGAUAUGCAACCAUUUAGCGUUGUGGAAGAUAUUGGAUUUCGAAAUUUGAUUGAAGUUUUACAACCCUCAUAUUCGAUGCCCUCUAUAAAAACAAUCAGUGAGGUAGAAAUCCCCAAAUUAUAUCAUACCACUAAAGAUUCAAUCAUGAGAUUACUUGAUACUACUGAUUUCAAGGCAUUUACAACUGAUGCUUGGACUUCUGCUGCAUCUAAACCCUACGUGUCUUUGACAGCACAUUUCAUUUUGGGAUGGGAAAUGAAAUCUGUAACAUUGAAUUGCAGAGAAAUGACAGAAGAUCAUACCGCUGAAAACAUGGCUUCAGUUUUAUUAGAUUUGUUGAGGGAAUGGGAGAUUCCUCGAGAGAAAAUUAUAUCUUUCAUAACAGAUUCUGGGGCUAACGUGAAGAAUGCUGUGAAGCUUAUGAAUUUUCAACACGUUAGUUGCCUAGGGCAUAAUAUGAACCUUGCAAUUUCAAAAGUAUUUCGAUGGUGGUCGAUGUUAAAUUUAAUCAAGGCCAUAAUAGACAAUAAAGUACCACUCAGACAACUAUUGGAGGAUUAUCAAAAUGGAAAACAUCGUAACCUCACCUUGACAAUAAGUGAUAUUGAUAAAAUGAAGUUCUUAGUUGAUAUUUUGUAUCCAAUUAUGGAAAUUACUGAUGUGAUGACUGGAGAGAAAUAUAUCACUGGAUCAGCGAUACUCCCUCUGUGUAUGCAAAUAAAAAAUAUGACCUAUUCCAUAGAUACCGAUAAAACGAAUGUAGUUGAAGAAAUGAACGUGAUUAAGGUUCACGUAGUUGAGAAUAUUUUAAACUAUUUUGAAGAUAGAUAUAUCCGUAACGAAAAUGUCAGAGAUUUCUUGACGAAAUGUUCUCUUCUGGAUCCUCGUUUCAAACAUUUUGAGAUCGAUGGAAAAAAUUCAUCAGAGAUUCAGAACAACAUUCUGGAUGAGGCAAAUACAGUGCCAUAUAUGAAUAAUGAUGAAAGUAAACCUGACAAUUUUAAGAAAAGGAAAUUUGGUUCCAUAUUCACAUUAUUUAAACAAAACGAGGUUUCUGAGGGACACAAUGGGAGGGAAAUUGAAGUACAAAAAUAUUUCCACUACGACUCUUUGGAGAUAGAUGAAGACCCCCUAAAGUGAAGUUUUCGUGUUCGACCUGAACACAAGGAAGUCAUACUGGAAGAAGCAGAGAAGAAUCCUGUACUCAUUACCAUGAACUUCUCAAAAGCAAAUGCCAGGGCACAUUAUAACAAGAGUUGGAGCCUUCUAACUGCUCGGCUGAAUUCACUAGGCUAUGGUGAUAAAUCUGAAGAUAAAUGGCGAAGGGUGUUGGUUGAUUGGAUAUCACUAACAAAAUCAAAAUAUACUAAAAUUAAAAAGGAUAGAGAAAAAACAGGAGGAGGUCCACCCAACAAUAUUCAACUGAAUCCCCAAGAAGAAAGAUUGAUGGCAAUAAAAGGGUAUAGUAGUGUUGAAGAACCAAAGGAAAUUUUGCUACUCCCCCACCCAAACAACGAACAGGAUCAGUUGAUGGUAGUGAUAUAUGGGAUUCAUACUCUCAACUCAUUUGUAAUGAGUCUCAAAAUGAAGAGGAACAUGCGCAUGUCAGCAGAUGUUGAGAUGAUGUCUGAAUUACAAGAAACUUUUGAAACGAUAGAAAAUGAACCUUCAUGUUCUGGUAUUCAGGGGUCAAAUUAUACAAAACAGAAAGUGAGAGAAGCUCCUGACUGUGAGAAAGCUUCAACAAAAUUCAUGGAAGACAAAAAGAGAAAAAAGAAAAGAACAAAUGAAAUUGCUGAACUUGGUAGUGCUCUCCAAGGUGCACUAAAUGAAUUUGGCAAAUAUAUGCAUAAUAAAAAUGAAAAUGUGCUACCUAGGCCUCCACAAGAGACAAAUUCUCAAGAUGAAAUAUUCUUGAAAUUGGUGGGUAGUUAUUUAGCAGAAAUAGAAGAUCCAAGGGAAAAGCGCCUAGUAAAGUGCAAAAUCUUGGAGUUAUUCAAUGAAUGA
Phaedon cochleariae (mustard beetle) is the source of this 4161-nucleotide messenger RNA. Lineage: Eukaryota; Metazoa; Arthropoda; Insecta; Coleoptera; Chrysomelidae. The record is from the annotation of a GenBank genome assembly.